ACUAACACAAGCAGUGAGAGAAAAGUACCUGUUUUGGGUUAAGCUAUUUUUUCAGGAACCUUCAAUGACAUUUAUUUGAAAAUAUUCAAAGUUUUAGCCGUUUUCAGUGCUUUGCCAUUCUUUGAUUCAGCGCACCCAUCAGAGAGACAAGCAAGGAGGCAACGAGGAGGACAUGCACUCCUGCCAGAUGAGGAUAUCAGCGAUGAGGUUCAUGUGGUCGGUGUCGGUGCUGGUGCUUCUUCAGCCUGGAGUUCUCGGUGCCAGGAGGUUUAGAGGUGGUCGUAACUCCCAGCCUCGCCGGGUGCUGCCCUCAGUGCCAUACCGGGACCGGGGAGACACGACCGAGAGCUUCUCGCUGGAUUUCACGGCGGUGGAAGAGAACAUGGACAACUUCAUGACGCAGGUGAAGAACCUCGCGCAAUCGUUGUAUCCGUGCUCUGCGCAGAAACUCGACUAUGAUAUGAAGUUACACUUUUUGGAGAAUACAUCGGUUACAUGCAAUGACGGGAGUCCAGCAGGGUACUACAUAAAAGAGUCCAAAGGGAGUAAAAGAUGGCUUAUAUUCUUAGAAGGUGGCUGGUACUGUUUUAACAGAGAGAGCUGCAACAGUAGAUACGAGACAAUGAGACGCCUCAUGAGCUCCACAAAAUGGCCAAACACAAAGACGGGCACAGGAAUACUUUCUCCGCUUCCAGAAGAAAAUCCACACUGGUGGAAUGCAAACAUGGUAUUCAUACCAUAUUGCUCCAGUGAUGUAUGGAGUGGGGUGUCUCCAAAGACCAAUGACAGUGACUAUGCGUUCAUGGGAUCUCUGAUCAUAAAGGAAGUGGUCAAGGAGCUGUUGACCAAAGGUUUGGACACGGCCAAGGUGGUGCUGCUCGCUGGUAGCAGUGCUGGCGGUACAGGGGUGCUGCUGAAUGUGGAUGCGGUGGCGGACUUGCUAGCGGAGCAGGGCUACGGGGGCAUCCAGGUGCGCGGCCUGUCUGACUCGGGCUGGUUCCUGGACAACAAGCAGUACCACUGCAGCGACUGCCUGGACACACUCAGCUGUGCCCCGACAGAGGCCAUCAAGAGAGGCAUCAAGUACUGGGGAGGCGUCGUCCCGGAGAGCUGCAGGAAGGCCCACGAGGGGGAGGAGUGGAACUGCUUCUUUGGUUACAGAGUUUACCCAACUAUCAAGCGUCCCGUGUUUGUGGUGCAGUGGCUAUUUGAUGAAGCUCAGCUGACUGUAGACAACAUUCACCUGACGGGCCAGCCCCUACAGGAGGGUCAGUGGAACUACAUCCAGGAGCUCGGGCUCCAGCUGAGGAACACACUCAAGGACGUCCCGGCCAUGUUUGCUCCUGCCUGCUUAUCUCAUGAGAUCAUCACCAGGAGUUACUGGCUGGACGUGCAGGUGAAGGGCACCUCCCUCCCCCGUGCGCUGCACUGCUGGGACCGCAGUUUCCACGACAGCGCCCGGCACAGCAACAAGACCCCGCCCAGGGGCUGUCCCAUGCACCUGAUUGACAGCUGCCCGUGGCCCCACUGCAACCCCACGUGCCCGACCAUCCGGGACCAGUACAGCGGCCAGGAGAUGAGCGUGCUGCAGUUCCUCAUGCACAUGGGCUUCGACGUGCAGGCCAUGGCCCAGCAGCAGGGCAUGGACCCCAGCAAGCUACUGGGCAUGCUCAGCAACGGCAGCUAAUCGCCAGGGCAACAGUGGGGAUGGGUGCAUCAUCAUCAUCAUCAUCGCCCUCCCUUCCACCCGACUCGCCCAGACAACUCCCCCUAGAUUCACCUAGGGUCUCUCAAAAGCUGCAAACCUGGAACCUGAAAAACACGCACAUAUACACACACACACACACACACACACACACACACACACACACACACAUACACAUACACACACACACGCACACACACAAAAGCACAUACCAACAAACACACCUGCUACCAAACAUGGUGUCACAGCAUCCUAAAGGUCUGUCAUUACAUUACCAGUGGGACUCACUUGAACACUUAACAGGUACUGGAAACACACACAACCUUGACAAAGCACAGCUCACUGCUACUGGCCUUUAACUUAUCUUUUGGUUGGAAAAGAAAAAAAAGUAAUAUCACGAAUGUAAUCCGGUUUUAAGGAUACUCUAAUGUGUUUAUAUUCUCUUUUUGUAUCAACAUUACGGUUUUAAUUGUUAGUGUUUUUUUUUGUUUUGUAUUGACGGGUUUUUUUUUUAAGAAGGUGAAAGAGAUCAGAAACAUCAGUGGGUGUGAUGAAGUAGUCUUUAGAAACUUUAUGAAGUUUUUUUUUUUUUUAAUAACAGUGUAGUGAAGAAGCUUUCCUCAUACUAAACAAACAUCCUCAAAUGACAUGUAUAUACACACACAAACACACACACACACACACACAGACACACACACACACACACACACACACACACACACACACACACACACACACACACACACACACACACACACACACACACAAACAAACACACACACACACACACAAACAAACACACACACAUACGGCUGACGAAAAAGAGCUCAGGAUCUGUACUUCUCAGACAAAUUAGAAUAAGCUCCUAAAUAUAGACACUCCUUUUCCUCUCACUGGGAGUGAUAGAGUAGGGAGAAGGCCUGAGCCUCACAUCUCUCUGUCUCUCUCUCUCUUCUCUCUCUCUUUCUCAAUUCUUUCAUUCCUUCUAAGGGAGGAGAAGAAAGAGGAAAAGCGAGGCCUCAUUCACUUCAGUGUGUUCCUCUCCUAUGAUGGAACAGCUGUCUCUUCUCUCUGCUGGGAGGGCCUCUGCUUUUGCUUAAAGCACAUGUCCCAUGACUAGGACAGUCACACCCAUCAAAGGAUCUAUAUUGGUUCCUUCACGAUACUCAUUUCUGGUUCUGAUGGCUUAUAGCUUUUUAUAGAACCUGGAAACUGCUGGUAGAGACUGGUAAAUGAAACUGCCCAGAACCUGAACUUAAUACAACCUUACUCAGUUGUACAGAUUGUUUUGUCUUAAAUUAUUUCAGGAUUGUGCAGAUAAAAUCACGAGAUCUCUGCUGCAGUGAACACCAUAAUAAUGAUACUAUUAGUGUUUGAUGCUUCCAUGAAUUAUUCAAGAUAGAUUUUUAUCAGAAGAAAAUAACUUAGGAGAAAUACUUUGCUGCUAAGAGUCUCAGUUGUGGUGCUUCAGAUAUAAUAAGCAGACAUCAGCAACUGUCUGAGGAGUGUACAUACGGAGUCAUGAAACCUUUUUUUACCCCAAACCGCCAGCCUGCACCCAGAGCUUCAGUUAUCAACCACAAGAACAUGGUGCUGAACACAGACAUUCCAGACAGGUGUGUGGAGGUGUCUCUCUAGUUUUCAUUGGAGCUCUUUGAUGUCAUGUACUUAGUACCUGUAUGAUAAGUUUUAACUGCAGUGUUAGUAGAAGAGGCAUCGGUGUCAAUGUGUGGUAAACGUUCACUGGUUCAACCCUCCCCCCCAGCGCCAGGCUGAUGUGUCUGUGUCGACUAGUGGGCCGGGUUUCCCAGAUGCGUUAAGAAGCUCUUAAGUGCUAAGAACUUCUUAGGAGCGUUCUAAAGAGCGCACUUAAGAGCUUUUAAAGAAUCUGGGAAACGCUGCCCAGUGGAGUAACUCACAGAUCCACCAGAGGACUCCCACUGGAAUACCCCUCACUGAGCCGCUCUGGUUACUUUAUCUGUUUCUCCUGAAAUGAAGACACUCUGGACUAUUAAAAUAUUUAAUAGAAAAUCUUUUUUUUUUUUUUUUUAAUAAAAUAUUAAGUUAAUGCUUUAUGUAACAGUCUAUAUUUUAAAAGCUUAUGGAUACAAAAAUAAUAACUUCUAUUUCUUAACAGACCAGACAUGAAGAGGUAUUACUAAUUGUUAUUUUCAGUGUAACAUAUUUUAAUAGAAAGCGUUCAAGCUACUUUUCGUACGUUACAUAUUUAUUUUCUUAUGUAAAUCAUAUUUAUAAAAUGCUGUUUUCACAGAGAAGUGAUUCUUUGUAAAUUGUAAAUAUUUGUUGUUUUUCCUUCGUUCAUUGCAUGUCUUUGUAUCAAA
Molecule: messenger RNA, 4047 nt
Organism: Sardina pilchardus (European sardine)
Lineage: Eukaryota; Metazoa; Chordata; Actinopteri; Clupeiformes; Clupeidae
Gene: notum1a
Product: notum, palmitoleoyl-protein carboxylesterase a
Exons: 11
Coding region: 173-1687 (504 amino acids)
Biological process (GO): protein depalmitoleylation; negative regulation of canonical Wnt signaling pathway
Molecular function (GO): palmitoleyl hydrolase activity
Source: RefSeq, a predicted model, not a curated record